AUGUCAUACUUUCUUCAUUUGCACCGCAGCUUUGAUAUUCAACUCUCCCCUGUGGCAGCUUCUAUUAUUGAUUGGGCACCAACUCAUCGUGGUAGUAGAUUCUGCUCUGACGUUUCAUCCGAUUUUGCCUCCUCUGCAGAUUGUAAUUCUUCUGUUGUUGGUACUACUAGUACUACUACUACUACUGGUAGUGGUAGUGGUAGUGGUGUAGUGGAUAAUUGUAGGCAAUUAUCUCGAAAUGAGCGAGAGGGAGGAGAUGGAGUGCGACGACGUGCACCGCUUCCCUCCUCUGUAAGUCAACACUCGGUGGAUGGCUCUAUGGGACGAUUCUCGGAGACCGUUGGGAAUAGGAGUCGUAAAGGUACUUGUGUUGAUCUGGCUCUCUCGGAUAGACGUGGUGGAACAUUGACUGAGAAGGGGUCUCAUAUUAUCCCACGAUUUCACAUUAGUCAACGUCAAGUACUGGUGAACUCUUACGCAUCUAUGCCCCUUGUUAGUCGCGAAAGUAUUCAUGUAAACGCUGGAUUAUUUGCCGCUUUGGGUAUGACGAAUGAUGUUUUUUCUUCUUCCGCUACCUCAUCCAUUUGGCGGCCGCUAUUUGAUGCAAACGAGGUUUUUCAGUUAGAGUGUAUUUGCAGCCGAAUGCAGUGGGCUGUUGUGGUAAAUGCCGUUUUUUUUUCAUGGAGAACAAGCACACUACCGCUUUGUGAAAUUAUCGGUAUAACUCCAACCACAGAUUGGUCAAUACAAGCGGAUAAACUAUUAAUUAAUUGGAGUGGAUUUUGGCGUCUCUACGUGCGAGGCAAUAGGUCGCGGAGCAACUCACUUCUUUCCAUGAACUCACCUGCGGAGCGAUGCACGCCCAGUGAAAAUAUAGAGAAAGUUGAAAAUAACUCAUCUCGAGGUUCAGUUCGUGAUGUCACAACUAGUAUCGAUACUACCAGUACUACUACUACUACUACUACUACUACUUCUACUGUCUCUAUUGGUGUUUCUAGUGGUUCUUCUUCGACAGUUGUAAGUGCAGUUGAGGGAGUUAGAAAAGAUGAGCAGCAUCGAGGUACAGACUCAAAUAGAGAUCAUAAUGACUUUUCACGUGGGAAUAACGAUAAUAACAACAGCAACAACAACAACAAGAAUUUAGUCAAGAACCCCACUGUCGUAGAUAUUACUUCCACUGGGGACAGUGCAAAACUAUCUGAGAAGGGUGGAAAUACCACCGAUAUUGCUUUCAACUAUCGUGUAAAUGAAGGUAAAGCGACAUCUUCCACAGACUGUAUAAACACGUCUAAAUGGUGGUAUCUUGAAGAACUUCGCUGUGGUGCCGGAUUUGCUGUGAAAAAUGAUUUAGCAAGCGGUGUAAAUGUGUAUUUUGGUUGUAGUGGUCACUUUGGUCGGGCAUUAACGUUUUCCACACACGUUGAUGCCCUUCGUCGUGCGUGCUGUUCAGUAACCACCACCACCGCAUCGCUAGAACUCGCCGCACGAUUGCGGAUGAAUCUAAUUACAUGGCAUCGUACAGAGUUGGAUGCUGGUGUUGGUUGGCGUCCACUCAAACAUGUCCCUGGUAUUACAUGCAGACUCUCACACUCUAUGGGCCGUCUCUCUAUUGGUGUUAGUGUAAAGGAUCUAGCGGCUCAAUAUAGGACUUUUAUGCGUUGGAAAGAAGGGUGGUGGUGGCAGCAACAGCAGGGAGCCGGUGAAGAGAAAUUAGGAGAUAAGAGUAUAGUGCAUAAAGGUGUGGACCUCAAAAAGAAUGUUUCUGCUGCUGCUCCAGCAACAACAAAAGCAACGACAACAACAAUAAAAACACCAUUAGCAGGAGAGGACGCUUCUUGGUAUAGUUCAUACGUUGGGUGGCUGAAUUGGGUAAGUACACCGUUCGGUGGUGGGGCUGCAGUGUCUGCCGCUCCUGUUACAACUGCUUCUACUGCUGAUCCAACGAGAAACAUCUCAGUAGAUAGACUUGGUUUCCGUGAGCGUCUCUCGCAGGCAGUGCGAAUGGGAUUUCAUUACGCGGAUGAUUUAUUAUGCCAAACGGAACUUGACCUUACGAUGGGAGUGGCUGCAGAUCGGCCACAGUCACGGGCACUAAGACUCUUUGUUAGUCUCUCAGCCCAUUAG
Molecule: messenger RNA, 2124 nt
Organism: Trypanosoma theileri
Lineage: Eukaryota; Euglenozoa; Kinetoplastea; Trypanosomatida; Trypanosomatidae
Exons: 1
Coding region: 1-2124 (707 amino acids)
Source: RefSeq, a predicted model, not a curated record